AUGGUUGAAAUGAACAAUGCAUCCAACAGCAGUAGGGACGAAAUCCGGAAAGUCCAGGGAUUGAAGGCUGGACAGGCAGUGUCGAAAGAUCUUAAAAAAAGGAUUCCUCCCGGACUCGGAUCAAGGGCUGCAGCCAGAGAUCCUCACGUUGAAAUCGAUCUGACAGGAAAAGAACUCACUGAUGAGGGAUUUGCUGCCUUAAUUGACGAUCUUAUAAACUGUAUCCAGUAUCGCGACAAGCAGCACCCCAAUGGAAUUGUCCGGUUGACUGAGCUUGUGCUCAAGGGGAAUGCGUUGACUGUGGCUUCCAUGAGGAAGCUGGGCCAAGUUGUUGCACUCAGCAGUGACUGUUUAGCACAGCUGGACAUCUCAGAUAAUCAAAUUUCUGUUUCUUUUCGGGAAGAGAGGGAGUCCUGGCAGGCUUUCUUGGAGUCAUUUCAAGGAUGUUAUGUCCUGAGAAAGGUUGAUUUCAGCAACAAUCCUCUCGGGGGAGCGGGAUUUGAUGUGCUUGCUAGAGUAUAUGCGCACAGUGAUUUGGAUUUUAUCGAACCCCUGGCCAAUAGGACUUCGCAGAAUCAGGCCGAUCCUGAUGCAGUUGACGCUCUCAGGAAAGAGGCGGAUGUCGUCGUACUUGGCGAAGAGAAAGAGAACAGGAAACCACCAAGUCAAGUUGCGAAUGUAGAAAAAGGACAUGAGGUCCACCAAGUCUGGGGUUCUCAGGUUGAUUGGCACGGAGCCCAGCCAACAGACAAUCUGAAUUAUAGGAGCACGAGAGGCCUUCGAUCGGUGCCAUAUCUAAUUUUCUCGAAUUGCUGCACGACAAAUGCUUGUGCGUUUCACUUAUGGGCUAUCAUCCUUUCGCACCGCCGGCCUGAUACGCUCCUGGAGUUCCUCCCGCCUGGUAAAUCGGUGAUACCGGCAGAGAAGACUAACCUAGUGAAUGGCAUUGUAUACACACCUAAUGAAAAAUUAAGUGAACUCGGAAGAAGACUACUUGAACUGGGAAACGAGUAUCGUGUGCAAGAGUCCGACACUGACGCAGAAGAAACAGAAUCUCAAGGCUUCGACAGUGAGUUUAGAGAGUCCGAUAUCGCAAAGUAUAGGGAGCUACGCAAAAAACACGAGAUCGAAAUGGAACGAGUGAAGAAUCGCUUGCUUCUGGACAUUUUUAGGACCGACGGUCCAGCAAUUGCCGAUAUUUGGAGCACAGCAUUCAAAAUGAUGAGGGUUGCUCGUGCAAUCUUGCUCGACGAUGGCACUAAGCUGAAACCGUCUGUUACACUCGAGGAUAAGAAAUUAAUGGAACCGUGCCUGACAAAUGAAAAUCUGACAAGCGACGAUCCAAUAAACCAACACCCGAAAAUCGAAAACCCGAAAAAUGGCUGUUGGAAUCGGAACCCAUCCGCGCAACGAAGCGAAAGUUUCCUAGAAGAUUUCCCGACUAUUCAAGAAUCACUGGAAGGAUAUAGCAGAGAGGGAUUGGCUCCAACCUGGGAAGAAACUCUUCGACAAGAUGUAGGAAACUCGACGAGUCGCAAGAUUCCUAGGAGUCGCAAAGAUUCAAUGGCUGGGGCCAAGAAGCAACCCGCAAAGGCUGAAGUCAAGUUUGAUAUUGGUAGAUUUGGGUUGCCAAUGGACAUAUGGGGGAGGGUCAUUGCGGACGCCAUGGGCUGUUCUAAGUUAUUGACAGUAGAACAGCAGAUGAGAGUGCUUCGGUGGGAAGGCAAGGUUUUCGGAUUUAGGUGA
Molecule: messenger RNA, 1746 nt
Organism: Histoplasma mississippiense
Lineage: Eukaryota; Fungi; Ascomycota; Eurotiomycetes; Onygenales; Ajellomycetaceae
Exons: 6
Coding region: 1-1746 (581 amino acids)
Source: RefSeq, a predicted model, not a curated record